GGGAGGGGGGGGGCGGAUGAAAAGAACCACACGGAAGGUGAAGUUACUGAAAAGGAAGGUCUAGUACGAUUGGGGCUCGCGACCCGACUGGACUGCUCUGCUCCGCCCUCGGGGGGAGCCCCCAGCCAGCGCCUCACCCCGCCCGAGAGGGCCCCCGGCAGCUGGCCUGGGAGAGAGGCAGGCGGGGGCGGGGGCGGGGGGAGCUGGCCAACUUCGGGGAAGGCUAAACCCUGUUCUCCUGAGAGCUACGGAGCCAGCUAGCGCCAGUCACGGACAGACAGAGGCGGAGGAGAGCCGAGCGGAGAGAGCGAGCUCGUGAAGCUCACUACUGCCGGUGCAGGGUCGGGCCCGAGGCUGCAAGAGGAAGAAACCGAUCGUUUUCAUAUAUUUUUAGCAACUCAAACUUUUCUUUCCUUUUUUCUUUUUGGGGGCCGUCUUCACUCUUCAGCGCGGGUCCCUGGAGGGGACGAGAUCUCGGAUUUCUCCGGAGCCGAAGCCGCUUCUAACUUUGCUCUCUGAACCUCCAGGACCAAGGAAGAGGAGUUGAGAAGCUCCCAGGACAGACCGAGGUGAAAAGCUGCCCCUCCCUGGGGGAAACCUCGGCACUAGUUCCAGAGAGACUGAAACGCCUCCUUCAUUCCCGCCACUCCGGGAACGGAAGAACUGCGGGCCUUGGAGGCUUUUCGGUUUUGAAGAAGAGGUGGGGUACCAGUGUCCAGCGGUCUCCUCCUCUACCCGGGCGUGGAUGUUUUAGCUCAGCUGGGCUAGGACUAAAGCUAUCAGAUUAAUCUGUUUGGCACACGAGACACCUCUUUUCUCCCCUCUCUCCUCUCCCCACAGGGAGGUAUCCCCUCUGGGAGUGGGGGAAGACCGCCAAGUUUGACGCUUUUUGAUCACCAAUUUAUCAGACGCUCAGCAGAAGGGGCCCCACUGACCUGUCCCCUCCCACAGAAAGGGGAGGAGUCCCCCGCCUCCCCAAACUCCCAUUUCUUUCUCACCCAGAGUGGAAGGGGCCGAGCUUUCCAUUCUCCCUCUUCACUUCGUCCCUCCCCGCCAGCCCCCAGAGAUCUGCGGCUGAGGCUCGCUGUCCUUAGACCACUGCCGCCCCUGAGUCAGACUCUUCCCGGAGAAGAGGCCGGGGCGCUGGCUGGAUUGUCGGGGUGGACUAAGCCGCCCUGCUCCCGGCCAGCGCCCCCUGGAUCACCGCUUUGACAACGGCGUUUCUGGAGGAGUCCUAGCUGCUGUCGCUGCCGCCGCCGCAGCUGUCGCGGCCCCAGUCUCUUGCUCCGGGUCGCGGCAGCCGCGGUCUCCAGCGCAGGUUUGGGGGACAAACGGAAGGCUAGGAGGCACCCUGGUGGAUGCGCUCCUCGCCGCCUCUAGGGCUGAGCUGCCCCGCGGGGAUGAGGCACCGGCGGUGAAGAUGGAGGUGACCUGCCUUCUAUUACUGACCCUGGUCCCUAUGUACUGCAAGGGACAAGGUGUCUACGCUCCAGCUCAGGCUCAGAUUGUCCAUGCAGGCCAGGCAUGCGUAGUGAAGGAGGACAACAUCAGUGAACGUGUCUACACUAUUCGUGAGGGGGAUACCCUUGUUUUGCAAUGCCUUGUCACUGGGCACCCACGACCCCAGGUUCGGUGGACAAAGACAGCUGGGAGUGCCUCAGACAAGUUCCAGGAGACAUCAGUGUUUAAUGAGACCCUUCGAAUUGAGCGCAUUGCUCGAACCCAGGGCGGCCGCUACUACUGUAAAGCUGAGAAUGGAGUGGGGGUCCCUGCGAUCAAGUCCAUUCGAGUAGAUGUGCAGUAUCUGGAUGAACCAGUCUUGACAGUACACCAGACAGUGAGUGAUGUUCGAGGUAGCUUCUACCAGGAGAAGACAGUAUUUCUUCGAUGUACCGUUAAUUCUAACCCUCCUGCCCGGUUCAUCUGGAAGCGGGGUUCCAGCACGCUCUCCCACAGCCAGGAUGAUGGCGUUGACAUCUAUGAACCUCUCUACACCCAGGGGGAGACCAAGGUUCUGAAGCUGAAGAAUCUGAGGCCCCAGGACUACGCCAGUUACACCUGCCAGGUGUCUGUUCGGAAUGUGUGUGGCAUUCCUGACAAGGCCAUCACCUUCAGUCUCACCAACACCACAGCACCUCCUGCCCUGAAGCUGUCGGUGAAUGAGACAUUGGUGGUGAACCCUGGGGAGAAUGUGACAGUGCACUGUUUCCUGACUGGGGGGGACCCCCAGCCCCAGGUGCUAUGGUCCCAUGGCCCAGGUCCCCUGCCUCUAGGCAGCAGGGCCCAGGGUGGCACCCUCACCAUUCCAUCUGUUCAAGCCCAGGACUCUGGCUACUACAACUGCACGGCUAUCAAUAAUGUGGGCAACCCAGCCAAGAAGACGGUCAACUUGCUGGUUCGAUCAAUGAGGAACGCAACCUUCCAAAUCACGCCAGAUGUAAUCAAGGAGAGUGAGAGUAUUCAGCUGGGUCAGGACCUGAAACUCUCGUGCCACGUGGAUGCUGUGCCUCAGGAGAAGGUGUCAUACCAGUGGUACAAGAAUGGCAAGCUUGCCCGGGUAUCUGACCGAUUGUUGGUGACUCGCAAUGACCCUGAGCUGCCUGCUGUCACCAGCAGUUUGGAGCUCAUUGACUUGCGCUUCAGUGACUAUGGCACCUACCUCUGUGUCGCCUCCUUUCAGGGUGCACCUGUGCCAGACCUCAGUGUUGAGGUCAACAUCUCUUCUGAGACAGUGCCCCCCACAAUCAGCGUCCCCAAGGGCAGGUCGGUGGUGAUGGUUCGUGAGGGGUCCUCUGUGGAGCUACAGUGUGAAGUUCGGGGGAAACCCAGGCCUCCUGUGCUAUGGUCCCGAGUGGACAAGGAGGCUGGUCUGCUGCCCUCGGGAGCUACCAUGGAGGAGACGCCAGACGGGAAGCUACGAGUGGAGCGAGUGAGCCGGGAGAUGAGUGGGACCUAUCGCUGUCAGACUGCUCGGUACAAUGGCUUCAAUGUUAGGUCCCGGGAGGCACAGGUGCAGCUCAAUGUGCAGUUCCCUCCAGUGGUGGAACCGACCAGCCAGGAUGUGCGCCAGGCCCUGGGCCGACCUGUACUGCUACGUUGCACCUUGCUUCGAGGUAGCCCCCUGCGCAUCGCCUCCGCCGUGUGGCGCUUCAAUGGGCACCUCCUGCCCACGCCGCCCGCUCCCCCCAACGAAGCCCCAGACCACGCGGAGCUGCGCCUUGACCCCCUCACCCGCGACAGCAGCGGCAGCUAUGAGUGCACCAUCUCCAACGACGUGGGUGCCGCCUCCUGCCUCUUCCAGGUUUCCGCCAAAGCCUACAGCCCGGAGUUUUACUACGACACCCCCAACCCCACCCGCAGCCACAAGCUGUCCAAGAACUACUCCUACGUGCUUCAGUGGACGCAGAAGGAGCCGGACGCCGUGGAUCCUGUCCUCAGCUACCGGCUGGACGUCCGCCAGCUAAGCCUUCGGACGUCUGUAACAAAGCCAAUCCCAGUUCGACGAGUGGAGAAGGGGCAGUUGCUUGAAUACAUACUGACUGACCUGAAGGUGCCCCAUAGCUACGAGGUCCGCCUCACACCCAUCACCACCUUUGGGGCCGGAGACAUGGCUGCCCGCAUUAUCCGAUACAUGGAGCCAACCAACUCCCCAAACCUAUCAGAUAAUACCUGCCACUUUGAGGAUGAGAAGAUCUGUGGCUACACUCAGGACCGGGCAGACAACUUUGACUGGACUCGGCAGAAUGCCCUCACUCAGAACCCCAAACGCUCCCCCAACACUGGUCCACCCACUGACAUAAGUGGGACUCCAGAGGGUUAUUACAUGUUUAUUGAGACAUCCAGGCCCCGGGAGUUGGGGGACCGGGCGAGGCUUGUAAGUCCACUGUAUAACAUCAGUGCUAAACUCUACUGUGUCUCCUUCUUCUACCACAUGUACGGGAAGCACAUUGGUUCCCUCAAUCUUCUGGUUCGAUCCCGGAACAAGGGGGCACUGGAGACCCAUGCAUGGUCCUUGAGUGGUAAUAGGGGCAAUUCCUGGCAGCAGGCUCAUGUGCCCAUUAACCCCAGUGGGCCUUUCCAGAUUAUCUUUGAGGGAGUUCGAGGUUCAGGUUAUUUGGGGGAUAUUGCCAUUGAUGACGUCAGCCUGAAGAAGGGAGAGUGUCCUAGGAAGCAAGUGGAUCCCAAUAAAGUGGUGGUCAUGCCCAGCAGUGGUGCCCCCAGCCUGCCCGGCCCCUUACUCUCUGGGCCCCUCACCGUCUUCCUCCUGGCAAUGCUGAGAUGAUGAGCACCGUCCACUUCUCUCCUGUGCCCCUCCCCAGCCCCCCGGCACACCAAAGUGUCUACAUCGUACCAAAGACUGACCCCCUUCAGCCGGGGUGCCCAGGGGGACAGGGCCAUAGUGCCAUGGAGGGGGCUUGUGGUGGCUGAACAAGGGAGGAUAGUGUGGGUGACGCCCGUCUCCCGAGGUCCUAGAGACACUGGUUUGACGCACACAUGCGUAUACACACAUACAUACACACUUACACACACACAUUAUAUAUAAAUAUACAUAUAUAUUAAAGCACAAGUUUCUAUCUGAGCUACCAGAACUUUCUUUAACAUGGAAACACAGGGGACUUGCCCUAUUGUUGUUGGUUGGCACAGCACCGACCCCUGCCUGCUCACAGCCAUCCCCAGAGACUUUGGUGUCAGGACAGUUGGGCUGUGUUCCCCAAUGGCCUUUUGCAGUAUUUUCUUCCUUCUUUUCUCCUCCCAUUACCCUGUGUGUCUCCCAGCUCUCCUUCUGCUACCUACUGCUCUCCCUGAAGGUUAAACAGCAGCUUGGCAGUACCAGGUAUGGCACAGAGGCAACUGCCUAACCUGGAGAGAAGCAAGUACCUGGGUCCUGCCUGGGUGUGCCUCAAUUUCUCCUCCCUAUGCCCUUGGGCGAGAGAGGGUUCAGCUGUAUUUGCUUUAUCUGGGGGAUCUGGUUCCAACAACUUUCAAUUUUCAAGGGUUAGGAGAGUAGGCUGGGGAAGAAAGGCUGGAGUGUAGAAAUAAACAAAUGACCCAAAUCCCUCAUCUCAGCCUGGGUUCUCGGGCCUCUUCCCUGGAGUUACACAACAAGAACUGGAGUUUCCCCUUUUUCUCCUUGUCCCAGAUCUGAAUAAUCCACAGAAUGCCUUGGUAAUCACCCAGUUAAUUGAGUUAGCUGCAUAGAUUCCCAACCUUGACAUCAACCAGAGGAAGCUGAUUUUUCUUGCCCUCCCCUUUAAACACUUCCAUACAUAGUUCCCCAGACUAGCCUCCAUUUGGACUUUGGUGGAAUCUGAGAAGGGGUCAAAUGGGAUGGGAGUGGGAACAGGGAGAGAGUAAAUUGUGUAACAGAUAACUUUGAGCCAUCUUCUUUAGGCUGGCUACUAAGAGUUGAGGGAAUGGAGUUAUGUUUAAGACACCCUUUUCUAUUUCUUAAUAGCAUAAAAUAUGACAUGGGAGGGGUGCUUUGUGUGUUCAGGAGGAAUCCUGCUCUGUCUCCCUCCCUACCUCCAGUUCCUAUAAUUCCCUGUUCCAUUACUGGAAAAUUGAAAUCUAUUGUGGUUUCAAUAGCGGGCCUCUAUCUCACCCAGUCUCUGCCUGAUCCACUCAAAACAGACUUCACACCACCACCACUCCUCCCAAUUUCCCCCAGAUUUAUACUGAUGCAGGGGUUGGUUCAGUGGCUGCCCUUUAUGGUCAGUGCUGGUGGGGGUGUGAGGUGGAGGAAGGGGGAUAGACUUUCAACCUUUGACUUGUGCCCAAGUUUGUGGGGAUAUUUCCCUGGGUCCUGGGGAAAGAAGAUAUGGGGCCUGCAGGUCAGAAACCAAAUGCUUUCCAACGCAAUCCUUCUUUUCCUCUCUUCCAACACCCUUUGGGGGCAGAGAGAGAGGGCAGAGAGAGACAGAGAGAGAAAGAGAGAGUGAGGAAAUUUUAACCACAUGCCAUCUUUGUGGGCCUCUGAGUAAGUGGGACUGGGUGUGUGUGUUUGUGUCUGUAAGUGAAUAUAUGUAUGCAUCUUUCUUUGUGUGUAAUUCAACAUCAUCUGUCUUGCUGUAUUUUUGUGGCUAUACUACAUAUAUGUACUGCUAGCUGACCUUACAGACUAGUAGGCACCUGGUAUGACUUGAGGGGUUUUGGGCAGGCCCCACUAUCCCCAACAUAUCAACCCACAUUGGUAUAAAAUUCUAUCGUGAGUGAUUCAUUUUCUAAGGUGCUGAAGGAUUCUUUUAUUCAGUUUUACAUAAUACAGUAAGAAGUGACUUAGGUUCAAAUUUCAGCUCUGUCACUGUGGGUCAAGCAAAUUAUUUAACCUCCUGGGUCCCAGUUUCUUCAUCUGAAAAGUGAAGCAGUUGGAUUUUAUGACUUCUGAGAUCUCAUUAAAAAAUACAAUACCCAGGAGAAGGAGGUCACAUCCCUGAUAUCACUUAACACCUUAGUUAUUAACCAAUAUGUUGCUAUCAGUUACCUUGAUUAUCAGCUAAAUUCAUUAGUUAUCAGCUAAUGGAUUACCAGCCCAGAAGUUUCUCGCUUAUGUUCCUAUCAGCAAACUUUAACUUAUCAGCUAACAUUACUUAUCAGCAAAUCUCAGUUAUCAGCUGAUUGGUUAUUAAAUAACACCUUAUUUAUCAGCUAACUAUCAGAGCCAUCAGCUGACACCUUACUUAUCAGCUAACACUUGGCUAAUCAGCUAAUGACUUAGUUAUCAGUGAAACUCCCUAUAGUAAUCAUACUUUCCCUCCUAUAAAAGCCUUAGGAGAAAGAUAUUCAAGAUAAUUGUUUCCCUUAGACCACAGUGAGGGCCGGGACUUGGCCAGAGUGCUGAAAUGAGAGGCUGGAACAAACUUGAUCUAGAAUUGGUCCUAUCUCAUUAUAGUCAGCCAAUUUCUUUAGCAGCUCGUUGGUGACUAGUGCUUUCUUCUUAGAACUCUACCCAAUUCCUUUGUUCUAAAUGAAUUCCUUUCUUCAUUUUCUGUUGCUCUGGCUAUGUGGCUAUGUUCCUAGAAAUCAUGUCAUUCUUUUCUGUCCCUAUACUGCUAAGUAUUCUGUCAAACUAUCUAUUCCUUGGGGGGCACAGUCUAGAUCUGGGUCUCUCCCUCUCCCCUUCUUUCCCUCCCUCCUUCUCUCUCUCUCUCUCUCUCUCUUCUCUCCUCCUGUCCUCUCUUCUUCCCUUCUUUCUUUUCCUUCUUC
Messenger RNA from Sarcophilus harrisii (Tasmanian devil), 7203 nucleotides. RefSeq names its product MAM domain containing glycosylphosphatidylinositol anchor 1 (gene MDGA1). Gene Ontology annotation, biological process: homophilic cell-cell adhesion; synapse organization. The record is from RefSeq and is a predicted model, not a curated record. Gene Ontology annotation, molecular function: protein binding; axon guidance receptor activity. Gene Ontology annotation, cellular component: plasma membrane; axon; neuronal cell body. The transcript is spliced from 17 exons. The coding region runs from base 1421 to 4282 and encodes 953 amino acids. NCBI's taxonomy places the organism in Eukaryota, Metazoa, Chordata, Mammalia, Dasyuromorphia, Dasyuridae.